Molecule: messenger RNA, 837 nt
Organism: Acanthosepion pharaonis
Lineage: Eukaryota; Metazoa; Mollusca; Cephalopoda; Sepiida; Sepiidae
Source: the annotation of a GenBank genome assembly
AUGGUCAUAUCGAUAUGUCAGUCCGCUGCUGGGGUCAGGGUCAGUGUUGGCCAGGGGAAAGCGUUGUCAGCCAGCUAUGGCCAUUCAUCAGUCGGUGGCCAUGUUGUGGGUCUCUCUCUCUCUCUCUCUCUCUCUCUCUCUCUCUCUCUCUCUCUCUCUCUCUCUAUCUAUCUAUCUAUCUAUCUAUCUAUCUAUCUAUCUAUCUAUCUAUGUCCGUUUCUAUCAGCGCACGCUCUUUUUUCUGUAUUUUCACCUAUCUAUAUAUCUAUCAUCUCUUCAUAUCUAUCGUCGCUUGCGCAUCUAUCUAUCUAUCUAUCUAUCUAUCUAUCUAUCUGUCUGUCUAUCUAUCUAUCUAUCUAUCUAUCUAUCUAUCAGUCUGUUCAUAUCUAUCUGUGUGUGUGUGCAUUUUACCUAUCUUUUUUCCUUUCUCUCUCUCUCUCUCUUUCUCUUUCUCUAUCUAUCUAUCUAUCACAGGUUGUUCAUAUCUGUCUCAAUCUAAUCGUAUCUAUCUAUCUAUCAACACUUUUCUCAAAGGUGUUGCAUUCAUCUAUAUAUUAUCUAUCAUAUCUUCUAUACCUAUCUAUGCAUCUAUUCAUCUCUCUCUCUCUUUCUCUCUCUCUCUCUCUCUCUCUCUCCCAGUGUCUUUCUCUGCCUACCUUUCAGUCUAUCUAUCAGAAUCUGUACACCUCUCUCUCCUUCUCCCUCUUCCCCUCUCUAUCUAUCUAUCUAUCUAUCUAUCUAUCUAUCUAUCUAUCUAUCUAUCUAUCUAUCUAUUUAAAACAAUACAAUCUAAGACUAUUCAAAUCUAACUAUCUAUCUCCGUAUUUAUUGGAAUAA